AUGGAAACCCCGCGACUUAAUCUCGUCCGAUUAACGCCGAAGCAUUUAUCCGGCUACCACGAAAUUUGGUCUGACCCCAUCGCGACCCGCUGGAGCUCACAUGGUCCCUGCAAGGAUUAUGCAGCAACCGAGGAAUGGAUGUCUGGGUUACUACCAGAGAAGAAUCCGCUGGGAGAGAACUAUGCCGUUUUUCUCCGCGAGGGCAUCAACGGUGCCAAUCUCGGUCACAAAGACGACAAUGGCAGUGGUGCAGCAGCCGAGCAUCUACCUAAUCUAACUAAGAAGAAGCAUCUCAACCAAUCAUUUUUCGAGCCUGGAUUUCUGCUAGGAGUUGUGGGGACUUGGAAUUCGGAUCCUGUCCCAGAGGUUGCGAUCAUUUUCCAUCAGCUGGCGUGGGGGUAUGGAUUUGCGACUGAGGCGUUAAAUGCGUUUGUGGAAAUAUUCUGGAAAGAGAGACCGAUGUUCUCUGUGCUAGAGGCUUACUGUGAUACUGAGAAUAAGGCUUCAGCGGGGGUACUUAAGAAGUGCGGUUUUGAAUUGGUUGAGACUGUUGUCGGAGAUUAUGUCUUACCGUGGAUGGAGCGGCCGUUACGAAAUAGUUUGAGGUUUAGAAUUACGAGAGAGCAAUAA
This is a messenger RNA of Penicillium angulare, 630 nucleotides long. RefSeq names its product GNAT family N-acetyltransferase. Bases 1 to 630 code for a protein of 209 amino acids. The record is from RefSeq and is a predicted model, not a curated record. Lineage: Eukaryota; Fungi; Ascomycota; Eurotiomycetes; Eurotiales; Aspergillaceae. Gene Ontology annotation, molecular function: acyltransferase activity, transferring groups other than amino-acyl groups. The transcript has a single exon.